Molecule: messenger RNA, 733 nt
Organism: Zophobas morio
Lineage: Eukaryota; Metazoa; Arthropoda; Insecta; Coleoptera; Tenebrionidae
Product: glutathione S-transferase-like
Exons: 4
Coding region: 77-691 (204 amino acids)
Biological process (GO): glutathione metabolic process
Molecular function (GO): glutathione transferase activity
Source: RefSeq, a predicted model, not a curated record
UAAACAAACACAGCCUUGGCGCUCCACACGUUAGUAACGAUCCGACAGUCAAGGUGAGCGAUCCCACUUCUCAGAAAUGGCCCCAUCGUACAAACUAAUCUACUUCCCGACCAGAGGCUGGGCAGAACCCAUCCGCUUCAUCCUCAGCUACGGAGGAGUGGAAUUCGAGGACGCCCGAAUCCCGCACGACAAAUGGCCAGCCUUGAAAGACCAAACCCCAUUCGGGCACCUCCCGGUCCUGGAACACAACGGCAAGCAGGCAGGUCAGAGCAUAGCCAUAGCGAGGUAUGCAGCCAAGCAGGUGAAACUGGCAGGUAAAGAUGACUGGGAGGACCUGGAAAUUGAUGCGGUGGUGGACACCAUCAAGGACAGUUGCUUGAAGCUGAGUGGUCUUCGUACGGAGACCGACGAAGAGAAGAAGAAAGCUUUGAGGGAGAACGUCCUGAAGGAGGUACUUCCGUAUUAUUUGAAACGGUUUGACGAGCUUUGUCAGAAAAAUAACGGAUAUUUGGCUGCAGGACGUCUGACGUGGGCUGACUUGUACUUUGUUAGUAUGUCACAAGCUUUGGAUAUCGUUGCUGGAUUCAAUAUUUUGAAGGACUACCCGAAGUUGGCGGCCUUGAAGGAGAAAAUUUUGGAGAUUCCCAACAUCAAGAAGUGGGUGGAGACGCGUCCUAAGUCAGAAUUUUAAAAUGAUUUGUAUUUAGCUUCUAAAUUAAAUUUUCUCAUCAUA